AUGAUGGCCUCCAACUUCAUGUCUCGAUUUACGGGCUCCAACAACCCUUCUGCCUCCAUCUAUGACACCAUCCGACAAGAAGAUGAGGAUUCGGACAAUUUUGAUGUCGAGGAGACCGCAGGGCUGGCUGCAGACGGGGCAAAUGGAAGAGAUGGCUUCGACAAUCAAGUACUACAUCGGUCCAGCCUCGGUUCACAGAGGAGAAUCCCCCGUCAUGAUGGCCGUGCAGCUGCUGCCGCCACCCACACCGAAUCUCAAGCGCAGCGGAGAGAUACGCGCAGGAUUCACAACAAGACAAGACGCACCCCGAGAGCCCACAAACUCUUGGACGUGGAAGAGGCGGACGACGAUGUCCCAGCAUCCUUGCUGAUCGAUCACAACGCAAUGGGUCUUGAUCACGGCUCCAUGUCCCUGCCUCCUCCACCAAGCCUAAUGCCAGAAGGCCUCCUCCAAGGUCGCGAUACCAGUCCUUCGAUGGCAGCUCAAGAUUUCCAUACAAGAUAUCGCCCCAAGCCAAGUCCAAGCGGCCAGAAAACGGCACGGGCUAGACCAACUGGAGGAGUUGUUGGAGGCAACCUCGCCAGUGCAGAUCCUAAGGAGAAAGCCAUGUUUCGAUGGGUCAACGUGACAGAUCUGGAUAAUUUCCUUCUCGAGGUUUAUACUUAUUACCUCAAUCACGGUUUCUGGUCCACCAUCCUCAUGAGAUUCUUCAACCUCCUUACUGUUGCCUUCGUGGUUGGCUUCUCCAUAUUCCUCAGCCAGUGUAUCGACUAUCGAGAGAUCAGGGGCAGCACGAAGAUGUCGGAGAUCCUUGUACCGCAAUGUACCAAGCGCAUGGGGUUUGUUCCGAAUGCUUUGCUCUGGCUCACCACUUUCAUAUGGCUCUGGAAAGGUGUCCUGUACCUCUUCGAUAUUCCUCGUCUGAGACACAUGCAUGAUUUUUUCCUUUACCUCUUGGACGUCCCUGAACCGGAAAUUCAGUCGAUAUCAUGGCAAGAGGUUGUUAGUCGCCUGAUGGCUCUGCGAGACUCGAAUCCUACCAUUUCUUCAACCUCCAAAAAGACCAGUAACUGGACCAAAUCGCAGAACAAGCAGCGAAUGGAUGCGCACGACAUUGCCAACAGGCUUAUGAGAAGGCAAAACUACAUGAUUGCCAUGAUCAACAAGGAUGUCCUGGACCUGACUCUACCCAUCCCUUUCUUUGGCAAUCGCAAGCUCUUUACUCGGACACUAGAAUGGAACAUUGAAUUGUGUAUUAUGGACUUUGUAUUCAACCCCAAAGGACAGGUUCGGCCUCUGUUCCUGAAGGAUACGCACCGGAAAGACCUAGCGAAUGCCCUCCGUUCACGCUUCAUCUUGGCAGGUUUUACAAGCCUUGCCUUUGCACCGUUCCUUGCCACCUUCUUCGUCCUGAAGCACUUCUUUCAGAAUUUCAACGACUACCAGAAGAACCCUGCUCAGAUUGGCAUGAGAGAAUAUACGCCGUUUGCGCAGUGGAAGUUUCGAGAGUUCAACGAGCUGCACCACCUAUUCCGGCGGCGCAUAAACAUGUCAUAUCCUUUUGCCGACAGAUAUAUCAAUCAAUUCCCCAAGGAUAAGACCGUCCAAAUUGCCCGGUUCGUCAGUCUGAUAUCUGGAGCUGUGGUAUCGGUCCUGGGCCUCGCAACGAUCCUGGAUCAAGACAACUUUUUAAAUUUCGAAGUAACACCAGGGCGAACUACAAUCUUCUAUAUUGGCAUUUUCGGAUCGAUAUGGGCCGUAGCGCGUGGCUUGCUACCGGAUGACAAUAUGGUCUACGACACGGCCUUUUCAAUCGGAGAGGUGAUACAAUUUACGCAUUACGAACCGCAGCACUGGGCAGGUCGUCUUCACACUGUGGAAGUCAAAGAGGAGUUCUCCCAGUUGUACCAGAUGAAACUUGUCAUCUUCCUGGAAGAGGUGCUCAGUAUUUUCUUCACGCCCUUUGUGCUGUGGUUCAGUCUACCCAGAUGCAGCGAACGAAUCAUUGACUUCUUCCGAGAAUUCACGGUGCACGUCGAUGGUAUAGGAUACGUCUGUACGUUCGCCGAAUUUCGUUUCAUGAACCAGGCGAUGCGGCCUGCUCCUAAGGAGAGGUCCACGGAAGCGGAGACUGGGACAGCAGGUGCUGCCGCAGGUGUUGCUAAUACCAAUGCCAAUACGAACUUGCGCGAUGACUAUUUCGCGUCUAAGGACAACAAGCUCGAACAUAGUUACUGGGGGUUCAUGAACGACUACGCGCGGAAUCCGAAGACCGAUAUCCAUUUUCCUUACCACACCUCCCGGCGGCGCUUCAACUUCAACAUGCCACCUCCUGUCCCAGGGUUGCCUUCACCAUCCUUCCCAGCAUCAGACCAUGGUAAUACGUUCGGUGGCGGGAUGCACGCCCAUCGACACAGCGGCGGAGGUCUGGGGUCGAUAUCCUCGCCACAUCGCGGAGCCUUGGGCACUCCCAGAUUUGGCGCUCAGCAUCCAGCUACGGGCCACGGCCAUGCUCAGUCUCAGCCAUUUGGCUCUCCGCUUCAGUCGCUGUUGCUCGACCCACACCAUCAACCUUCUGUUAGCGGGUUCGCGUCGCCACAAGCUUUGCGACCACGUGGCUCUCUUCUUUUGAAGUCCCGGCGGACUGCAACACUUGAGCGCGGGCAUGAAAUUCCCGACGACGUCGCGGAGGAAGAAGAUUCAACUGAGCUUCGGCCUCAGGGAACAGACACAUCUCAGCCGAAUGCAGGAGGGAUGCAAGAGCGCCUCACUUCUGCGCCCACAGGCCUGACGCCUCACGCAACUCACGACGGCGAACUAGGGUCCUGGAAGUAUGAAAUUGACUCGUCCUCUGGGGCAGGUAGUGAAGAUGAAGAAGAUGAGGGUGAUGCUAGGGCGAUCAUGCAACCCAUGGGGCCACUGGGACUGAUCCGGCAGUUUCAGAAAGCUCAGGCUCAGGAAGGAGGGAGGGCAAGGGGCACUGAAGCGGGUCUUUGA
This is a messenger RNA of Fonsecaea multimorphosa CBS 102226, 2997 nucleotides long. RefSeq lists its product as uncharacterized. Bases 1 to 2997 code for a protein of 998 amino acids. The transcript has a single exon. NCBI's taxonomy places the organism in Eukaryota, Fungi, Ascomycota, Eurotiomycetes, Chaetothyriales, Herpotrichiellaceae. The record is from RefSeq and is a predicted model, not a curated record. Gene Ontology annotation, biological process: protein localization to phagophore assembly site; autophagy of mitochondrion. Gene Ontology annotation, cellular component: phagophore assembly site; autophagosome.